CAACUGCUGGAUGAUUACCCAAAAUGUUUUAUUGUGGGAGCAGACAAUGUGGGAUCCAAGCAGAUGCAGCAAAUCCGUAUGUCCCUGCGUGGGAAAGCUGUUGUGCUGAUGGGGAAGAAUACUAUGAUGCGCAAAGCUAUUCGUGGUCAUCUGGAGAAUAACCCUGCCUUAGAAAAGCUGCUGCCUCACAUCCGUGGGAACGUGGGCUUUGUCUUCACCAAGGAGGAUCUGACUGAGAUCCGGGACAUGCUGCUGGCUAACAAGGUGCCAGCUGCUGCCCGCGCUGGUGCUAUUGCACCUUGCGAUGUAACUGUGCCGGCCCAGAACACGGGUCUUGGACCUGAGAAGACCUCCUUUUUCCAGGCCUUGGGCAUCACCACGAAGAUUUCCAGAGGGACCAUUGAAAUUCUGAGCGAUGUGCAGCUCAUCAAGACCGGAGACAAAGUUCUGCUGAACAUGCUGAACAUCUCCCCCUUCUCUUUCGGGUUGGUGAUCCAGCAAGUCUUUGACAAUGGCAGCAUUUACAAUCCUGAAGUGCUGGACAUCACUGAGGAGACCUUGCACAAGCGCUUCCUGGAGGGUGUUCGUAAUGUUGCCAGCGUCUGUCUGCAAAUUGGGUACCCGACCAUUGCUUCCGUGCCCCACUCCAUCAUCAAUGGGUACAAGCGGGUCCUAGCUGUGGCGGUGGAGACGGACUACACCUUCCCACUGGCUGAAAAGGUGAAGGCCUUCCUGGCAGACCCCUCUGCUUUUGUGGCGGCCAUGCCUGUGGUAGCUGAAGCUGCUGCCGCUGCCGCUGCUGCUCCGGCGAAAGAGGCAGUGAAGGAGGAAUCGGAGGAGUCUGAUGAGGACAUGGGAUUCGGUCUCUUUGACUAACAGCAGCCACCGUCUGUCUGUUUGUGUCAGAGUUGCUCCACCGGGAGAAAUAAAAAGCUAUUUUACACCUUCA
Pelecanus crispus (Dalmatian pelican) is the source of this 949-nucleotide messenger RNA. The record is from RefSeq and is a predicted model, not a curated record. NCBI's taxonomy places the organism in Eukaryota, Metazoa, Chordata, Aves, Pelecaniformes, Pelecanidae.